UAAAUAGUCGCCUUUGCGGGCGGGCGGCCGGCGAGGACGGGCAGGGCACGCACUGUCCCCGGUGCCCACCCGCACCCCUCCCUCAGAGUGCUGACUCAGCUCCCCAGACCUCGGCAGGAUGGAAGAGAAGCUGAAGAAAACCAAGAUCAUCUUUGUGGUGGGCGGGCCUGGCUCGGGGAAGGGCACCCAGUGUGAGAAGAUUGUCCAGAAGUACGGCUACACCCACCUCUCCACCGGGGACCUCCUGCGGGCUGAGGUCAGCUCAGGCUCAGCCAGGGGCAAGAUGCUGUCGGAAAUCAUGGAGAAGGGGCAACUGGUGCCACUGGACACAGUGUUGGACAUGCUCCGAGACGCCAUGGUGGCCAAGGUAGAUACUUCCAAAGGCUUCCUGAUCGACGGCUACCCCCGGGAGGUGCAACAGGGAGAAGAGUUUGAGCGGAGGAUCGGACAUCCCACGCUGCUGCUGUACGUGGACGCAGGCCCCGAGACCAUGACCAAGCGGCUCCUGAAGCGUGGAGAGACCAGCGGACGUGUGGACGACAAUGAAGAGACCAUCAAGAAGCGCCUGGAGACCUACUACAAGGCCACAGAGCCCGUGAUCGCUUUCUACGAGAAACGCGGCAUCAUUCGCAAGGUCAAUGCCGAAGGCUCCGUGGACAGUGUCUUCUCCCAGGUCUGCACCCACCUGGACACCCUCAAGUAGCAAAGCUGGAGCCCCUUCCCCAGCUCAGAGCCCGGCCCCACCCUCGUCCUGACUCAAGGCCUUCCCAGCCUGAGCUCAGCGCUUCCACCCUGCCCGGCUGCAGCACAGGCAGAGGAAGCCACUUUAUCCUGUUUUCAUGGACAGCCGAGCACUAAAUGAAUUUCCAAGGACAUUCAGUUUUACUCCUUUUUCUUUGAUUCCAUCAGGGAUGAUUCACAUGGCGUGGCCACCCCAGCCUUGAGUCCCCAGCCCCUCCCCUUCCCGUUCCUCUUCGGGCCCCUCAGCCCACCUCAGCCGGCGCCCCUCUCCUAGCUCCGCUGGAAGACGCAGGGCCCUUCCUCACACAUGGCGUGCUGGGCCUGGGCUGUGCCAGGCCUGGGGACACUGGGUGACUGAGGAGUGGUCCUGGCUCUCGGGGACUCGUGGUCAGGCAGAGCUGGGCCCUGGCCUGGGUUCCUCUGCAUCCUUGUCGUGUGGCCUUGGUCCUGAGCCCCUUAGCUCUCCGAGCGUGUUUUCUGUCCCGAACCCCUGCUGGGGACUGGGCUGGAGCAGGCAGCGUGGUCAUGGGCUGUGGGAGGGCUUCCUGGGCAGUGGGGGCAGCACACAUCAGCCGGCCGAGUGGGCAGCGAAUUGGCCUCCUUGGUGCAAGAAGCUCUGAGGGUCCGGAAAGGGCAUCGGGAUUGAAUGGGGGGUCAUGGUCAGAGGUGCCUCCCUGAUGAGGUGAGACCUGAAGGAUAUCCCACCAUGUAGUCCUGGACAGGUCACAGCCUGCCCUUCCUGAGCCCAUUUCCAAAUCUGAAUUAGGAUCAGUUCCCCCUCCCCCAACCCUCCUUCAAGGUUAGGAUGAGAACACACUGAGCAAGGGGUGUGGGUGGUCAGUUACCGUGGCCUGUGGGACCGGAGACCAGAGCAGCCUCAGGGAGGUGCAGGGCUGGGUUGCUCUGGGGCUGCCCCGGAAUCCCCUGGGGAGAAGCAUCUUCCCUCUUCUGUUCUCUUUCACUCUUUGACCUCAGCACGGAGAGAGUCUCCAUUGGUGCUCACGUGUCCCUAACACCUGUCCCAAGCCCAGCUGGCUCCCUUUAAAGCCAAGAGAGCCUUCAGCAGGGCAUCCCCAGCUGGAACGAAAUCCUGUGCGGGGCUGAUGGUGCCCCUGUGUGUCCUCUUCUACCUACAGCAAGUGCGGCUGGUUUUCCAUUUACAGUAGUUAUUUAAACUUUCCUUUAAA
Messenger RNA from Eubalaena glacialis (North Atlantic right whale), 1928 nucleotides. RefSeq names its product adenylate kinase 1 (gene AK1). The transcript has 7 exons. Gene Ontology annotation, cellular component: cytosol; cytoplasm. Bases 119 to 703 code for a protein of 194 amino acids. Gene Ontology annotation, biological process: nucleoside triphosphate biosynthetic process; ATP metabolic process. Gene Ontology annotation, molecular function: ATP binding; nucleoside diphosphate kinase activity; AMP kinase activity. Lineage: Eukaryota; Metazoa; Chordata; Mammalia; Artiodactyla; Balaenidae. The record is from RefSeq and is a predicted model, not a curated record.